Messenger RNA from Hypoxylon trugodes, 729 nucleotides. RefSeq names its product acyl-CoA N-acyltransferase. The transcript is spliced from 3 exons. Gene Ontology annotation, molecular function: acyltransferase activity, transferring groups other than amino-acyl groups. Lineage: Eukaryota; Fungi; Ascomycota; Sordariomycetes; Xylariales; Hypoxylaceae. The record is from RefSeq and is a predicted model, not a curated record. Bases 1 to 729 code for a protein of 242 amino acids.
AUGCCGUUCGCUGUUUUACCAACAAACUCCUGGGACGUUGAAGCUAUCGCCGAGGUCAAUAUUGCAGCGUUCGAAUAUGCCUUAGGAAUAUCACAUACACUUCCAAGAAACCUUUCUAAUGGAUUACGGAAACAACUUGAAAAUACCGAACGAAAUAUUUACACGGUAAAAUGCGUCGAUACAGAUACAGAUAGGAUUGUCGGAGUAGCCAGUUGGCAAAUCCUAUGGGAUUCUCAAAAGAAUGAGAAAAAAUCGAAAUGCCAAAAGAAUUUGGAAGGAUUGAUUGAAAUUAGGGAAGAUGCAUUUGGUGGACGUAAACACGUCUACCUUUCAAGCUUAACAGUACAUCCAGAUUAUCGACGCGAACAAAUUAGAGAAUUCCUAUUAGAAUGGGGAAUUGAUAUUGCCGACGAACUUGAGCUUCCCUUAUACGUGGAAACCUUAGAAAAUACCGCUUCGUUCUAUGAGUCGAUGGGUUUGGAAAAGGUAACAGAUCAUGCCGUUAGGUUUGCAGCGAACGAUAUCCGCACAAAUAUUGAUGUUGAAAUUCCGAUAUUCGUUAAGAUGCCAAGUAUAGCAGAAGGUCUUAGUUUUGAAGAUUGGGUGUUUGAAGGAUAUCCUAUGAACUAUGAAAUCUUGAAAUCGGAUGAUCAGCGAAACGUAUCAGACUUUGAAGGGGAGACAGAGGAUGACACAGAGUCAGAGGAUGAUGGUGGGGAUGGAGAGUAA